CCGUUCCGUUGCUUCUCUUCUCCCGGCGAAGUAAAGCAGCCCCCCUUCCCAAAAUGGGCUGCACGCUGAGCGCCGAGGACAAGGCGGCGGUGGAGAGGAGCAAGAUGAUCGACAGGAACCUGCGAGAGGAUGGCGAGAAGGCGGCCAGGGAGGUCAAGCUGCUCCUCUUAGGAGCUGGUGAAUCAGGGAAAAGCACAAUUGUCAAGCAAAUGAAGAUUAUCCAUGAAGCUGGUUAUUCGGAAGAAGAAUGUAAACAGUACAAAGCUGUUGUCUACAGUAACACCAUUCAGUCCAUUAUUGCUAUCAUUAGAGCAAUGGGGAGGUUGAAGAUAGACUUUGGUGAUCCAACCAGGGCUGAUGAUGCUCGUCAACUCUUUGUCUUAGCUGGAGCAGCAGAAGAAGGAUUUAUGACUGCAGAACUUGCUGGAGUUAUCAAGAGACUGUGGAAAGACAGUGGAGUCCAAGCUUGUUUCAACAGAUCUAGAGAAUAUCAGCUUAAUGACUCUGCUGCCUAUUACUUGAAUGACUUGGACAGGAUAGCACAAACCAGCUACAUUCCAACUCAACAGGAUGUUCUCAGGACUAGAGUGAAAACUACAGGAAUAGUGGAAACACACUUUACUUUCAAAGAUCUUCAUUUUAAAAUGUUUGAUGUUGGAGGCCAAAGAUCAGAGCGGAAGAAGUGGAUUCAUUGUUUUGAGGGUGUUACAGCAAUUAUUUUUUGUGUGGCAUUAAGUGAUUAUGACUUGGUCUUGGCUGAAGAUGAGGAAAUGAAUCGCAUGCAUGAAAGCAUGAAAUUGUUUGACAGUAUCUGCAACAAUAAAUGGUUCACAGACACUUCUAUUAUUCUCUUCCUGAACAAGAAAGAUCUUUUUGAAGAAAAAAUCAAAAGGAGUCCUCUCACUAUUUGCUACCCUGAAUACGCAGGAUCAAACACUUACGAAGAAGCAGCUGCUUACAUUCAAUGUCAGUUUGAAGAUCUGAACAAGAGAAAAGACACGAAGGAAAUCUACACUCACUUCACAUGUGCCACAGACACGAAAAAUGUGCAGUUUGUUUUCGAUGCUGUAACUGAUGUCAUUAUUAAAAAUAACCUUAAAGACUGUGGCCUCUUCUGAGAACAGACAAAAGAUUGUUAAAUGAUAAAUUACAUGCCUGAAAACAGGACUUAGGCAUUUGGAAUAUGCCCAUGCUAUGUAAAACCUGCAUAGAUAUACUUAAUCCUUUUAUUUUGUUUCUAGGUUUGGAGAACAACUUCACACAGUUCUAAUCUGAUUCUUUUCAAGGUGAAAGAAAUAAAAAAUACAUUGUGCUGAAUGAUAGAUCAGUACUGUACUUGCCUGUUUUAACAGCUUUAUUUAUGUUUGUCCUGUACAUUUAAGUAAUUAGUUAACACAGAGAUGUCAGUUGAUUGUAUGUAAACUUAUAAUUGUAGUAAUGUAUUUGUAUAAAUGUUGAACGGAAUAUUUUAGUGACUCGAUGUCCUCUAAAAUUUCCAUGUUUUAUGAAGAUACUCUUAGAGGAGACAGACACUUUUUGCCUUUGGAUUAUUUAAACAUCUUGUAAAAUUAAAUUUUCUUUUCAUCUUAAGGGUGCAUGCUGCCUUAUUCUUUACUUUUGUUGGUAAUACUGUAUAUGACAUUAGCUUUUUUGAUAUUUAAACAGCCUCAUACACCUACGCAGACUUAAAGAAACAUAACGAAUAAAACUUGGUUUUUUGCCUUAAGUUU
Molecule: messenger RNA, 1730 nt
Organism: Leptosomus discolor (cuckoo roller)
Lineage: Eukaryota; Metazoa; Chordata; Aves; Leptosomiformes; Leptosomidae
Gene: GNAI1
Product: G protein subunit alpha i1
Biological process (GO): adenylate cyclase-modulating G protein-coupled receptor signaling pathway
Cellular component (GO): heterotrimeric G-protein complex; cytoplasm
Molecular function (GO): G-protein beta/gamma-subunit complex binding; GTPase activity; GTP binding
Source: RefSeq, a predicted model, not a curated record